AUGGCGCUACACGCGCUUCUGCGCAGAAAUCUCACCUCUUUCUUCCCGGAGAAUUUGUUAUCUCCAACGAUUUCUAAUGGCAGUUUAUCUCUCCCGAUCGCACAUUUCUCCACGGCUAUUGGGACAAAACCCUCUACCUCACCUUCAUUUUUCGAGUUCUUGACGCACAAACAUCAGUUUUCCCCUGCGGUUGCUUCACGCGCCGCCUCGUUUUUAUCCCCUUUGAAUCACCCCGGAAAAUACGAGUCGGUGCUCUCCUUUUUCGAGGUGAUCGGGUUCACAAAAGCCCAGCUGGAGAGAACCUUGUUAAUCCGGCCCCAGUUGCUCGCGGCCGAUGUCGAGAAAAUCAUCAAGCCCAAGAUCAAAAUUUUCCAGGACUUUGGCCUACCAUCUGACGACAUUGCUGUCAUAAUCUCGAGAGAGCCAACGAUCCUGCACGCCAGCCUGAAAAAGAAGCUUGUCCCAGCAUUGUCCUGGCUGAAGGACCUGUUGGGUUCGACUGAGAAGGUGACCCGAGCUUUGAAGCAAUCCGGGUGGCUGCUAAUGGGGGAUCUUGAAAAUAUCACUUUGCCCAAUGUCCAGAACCUGAUGAGCCAUGGCAUGUCCAGGGACCAAGUCGCCAGGCUUAUCACUUAUAUGCCGCGGGUCAUACUCUGCAAGCCAGAAGCUCUAAGCAGAUGCUUGGAGGUCGUGGAUCAAAUGGAUGUCGUUUGGAGUUCGAAAAUGUCCGUGUAUGCUGUUGGGGUCAUUUGCUCGAUGCCGGAUGGAGCUUGGGAACGCAAGCUGCAGGCUUUUCAGGAAAUUCUGGAAUUCUCAGAGGAUGACAUAGUUAGGGCUUUGAAGCAUUACCCCAAUGUUCUUUGUUCAUCUGAGGAUAAGAUGAGGAUGGUCAAACAGGUUGUACUGGGGACCGGAAAAUAUGAGGCCUCGUCGAUUGCUAAAUAUCCGAGGUUGCUCGUGCACAGCAUUGAGAGGCGGUGCAAGCCACGGUUUGAGAUUCUUGGGAUUUUGGAGAGCAAGGGCCUGAUCAACAAAUGGCCUUCUCUCGGAUCAAUUUGUGAUAUGACAGACAAAGAGUUCUUCAAGGAUUAUGUUGGCCAGUAUAUGAGUGAGAUUGGUGAGAAUUAUCUGGACAAGAUGGCACUCAGUUGCAAAAGAGAGGUAAAAUUUGUUGAACCUGGUUAA
Molecule: messenger RNA, 1185 nt
Organism: Striga hermonthica
Lineage: Eukaryota; Viridiplantae; Streptophyta; Magnoliopsida; Lamiales; Orobanchaceae
Source: the annotation of a GenBank genome assembly